Messenger RNA from Ictidomys tridecemlineatus (thirteen-lined ground squirrel), 3352 nucleotides. NCBI's taxonomy places the organism in Eukaryota, Metazoa, Chordata, Mammalia, Rodentia, Sciuridae. The record is from RefSeq and is a predicted model, not a curated record.
GGGGCUGUCCCACCAGUCUCCUGGGGCUGCGGGCUGCCGAGCUGGCUCUCGCUGUUCACUGCACGGUCCCAAGAGGAGGCAGCCGCCACCGUACUGGGCCUCUCUGCCACUUCCCCGAGCAGGAAGGAGCCUUGGGUCCCGCAUUUCUCCUGCAGACAACAGGUCGUUUGCUGAGGAAUGUAACCUGUCCUAUUGGCUGAAGUCAGGAAGGGCUGCAGUUCCUAGUUUGCUGUGAUGUCAGUUGGGGAUUCUUCCUGGAAAACCCUGGAAAUGGAGAGCUUGAACACGAGGUUCAGCGCCUGGACACCUUUUAGCAACAAGUCACUAAAUAGACAGCUCUUUCAGGAAAGAGUUGCUUUGAUAAGUCAUUGGUUUGACCUCUGGACCCACAAACAACGUCAAGAAUUCUUAUUCACAAUUCUUUUACGAUGCACUAAAUCACAAUUAAGGUUUGUCCAAGACUGGUUUUCAGAAAGGACGCAAGUGGCCAGGGUGGACUUCUCGACUGUGUUACCACGCUUCAUUUCUCUAUAUAUCUUCUCUUUUCUGAACCCAAAAGACCUGUGUGCAGCAGCCCAAGUCAGCUGGCCCUGGAAGUUUUUAACUGAACAGGAUUGCUUAUGGAUGCCCAAAUGUAUUAAGUUUGGAUGGUUUCUGCCCUAUACACCAACAGACAACGAAUAUGGGGCUUGGAAGCGCCAUUACAUUGCUUGUGUGUCCAACCUAGAUUGGCUAACUCCCAGGGAGGCCGCUGCUAUUUAUGGGACACUGAAUGAACCCAAAGCAGAGGACGAGGAGCUUCAGGAGAGACAGAGAGAAAAGUGCCUAAGGAAAAUAAUUUGGGAGAAAAUUGCUCUACACAAGAAGGAGUUAUUCAAAGUUCGACCCCCUUGGGUGACUGGAACAUGCUGCUCCAGAUUGUUAAAAUCCAAAUACCAACCACAUCUCUCCCAGACGGUGAGGGAUCGAGUGGGAUUACAUGAAGCUUUGGAGAAACAGCUUGUUUUGGCAUCAAUAGAAGCUUUGCCCAAACAUCACAGUAUAUUAUAUAUCCAUUAUAAUUCUCCUAUUAGUAAACAUUAUAAAAUAACAGACCCUGGUCCUGUAGCUGUGUUUGUUUUCUAGAUGGUGGUGGACAGCGUGAAGGCAGGUGUGAUUUCUGUGGUCUGUGAACACGGCGGCAUGACCUUGGAGAGCCUUCUCUACCUCAUAGGGAAAGCCCUGCAGGGGAGGAAGGCACAGAGCAUAGGAAUCCUGAGUGAUGGAGAUAGCAGAGAAAUCAAUUUACUUCAAGGCUAUAAAAUUGGUAUUAAAAAUUUACUGAGGCCUGAAGUGAGAGACUUCUGGGAGAAAUUAGGCAGCUUUGUAGCCACCAAAGAAGAAGGGGGUCAUGUGGACUUAUUUGUGCCUCUUGGAGCAUCAGAGGCAGGCAUAGAAGUGCUCUCUCAGCUGUCUCAACUAACUGGCACAUUCUUUACUGCUCCCACUGGGAUUGCAACUGGCUCUUACCAACACAUUCUUAGUGACUGGCUGGGACCUCAGCAGGCUGGGCCUCCUCCUUCCAUCUACUUCAAUGAAGCCAAGCUACAGAUGUGGUCCAACCUCACAGACUUCCUGGAAGAUGCCUUGAAAUCAGUGAGGAGAGAGUUAAGACCUCUCUUCAAGGAGCUGCAGAAGGGCAUCAAUGGCAGGAUGAUAGGGCAAUUUAUGUUUGACUCCAUGAGUAUGACAAGCAUUCUGAAUAACCAAGACAUUGCACAAGCUCUAGCAGAUGGUCUGAUGGAGCUGUCAAAAGAAAAUUCUGACAGGCCUCUGGAAUUUUUGGCAUGUUUUCUGCUGAAGAAAUGUAGUAAAAAGAGCAAAGAUGAAGGAAAUGUUCUUCUGACAAAAUGUGACCUCAAAGAAACACUUGAUUUGUUCACAAAGGAAAGAAACAUUAUAGAAGACAACUCUCAGGACACAGAAUCAAGUCUCAACAAAAGUGAUCUGGAUUUUGAAGUGCUCCUUAAGCUGGAGAGAAAGCUGCAGAGAGACUCAGCAGAUAAGCGAACUAGUGCUGCCAGGGAACUCUUACAGAGUGAGAGAAAGUAUGUGCAGAUGCUGGAAAUUGUGCGGGAUGUUUAUGUGAGACCACUGAGAGCAGCACUGGCAUCAAACAGAGCGAUUCUGAGUGCUGCAAACAUACAGAUAAUUUUCUCUGAUAUUCUGCAGAUUUUAAAUCUCAACAGGCAGUUUCUAGAUAACCUAAGAGACAGACUACAGGAAUGGAGCUCAGCCCACUGUGUGGGGGAAAUAUUCAUAAAGUUUGGAGGCCAGUUGAACACAUACACCAAUUUCUUCAAUAAUUACCCUGUUGUUCUGAAAACCAUCGAGAAGUGCAGAGAAAUGACACCAGCAUUCCGAGCUUUCCUGAAGAGGCAUGAUAAGAGCACUGUUACUAAAAUGCUGAGCCUGCCGGAGCUGCUUUUGUUCCCAUCUCGGAGAUUUGACGAAUAUGUGAAUCUUCUCUAUGCUCUGAGGCUUCAUACUGCUGCGGAACACAUUGACCGAGGGGACCUGACUACUGCAAUUGGCCAAAUCAAAAAAUACAAAGGUUAUAUAGAUCAGAUGAAAGAAAACAUCAGAAUGAAGGAGCAGCUGUCAGACAUACAGAGAAUCAUCUGGGGGUGCCCUACUCAAUUUGAAAUAAACAGAUACCUGAUUAGGGUCCAAGAUGUAGUCCAACUCCACUGCUGUGAUGAGGAGAUAAGUUUCUCUUUAAGGCUCUAUGAACAAAUUCGUGAUCUCAGCUUCUUCCUCUUCAAUGAUGCACUGCUUGUUUCUAGCCGGGACAUAUCUUACACUCCAUUUGAAAGGACUUCAAAAACAACCUACCAGUUCAUUGCAUCAGUGGCCCUUCACAGGUUACUAAUAGAAGAUAUUCCAGAUUCCAAGUAUGUCAAGAAUGCAUUUAUUCUUCAAGGUCCAAAAUGUGAAUGGAUUUGUGCUACUGAGGUGGAGGAUGACAAAUUCCUAUGGUUGUCAGUACUCCAAAAUGCGAUCAAAAGCAGUAUGGACAAGUGAGACUAGACUUGGAAGAAAACAUCAGGGGUGCCAAUUCUCCCUGGCAAAGACUGACAAUGUUGUUCUUCUGUUCAGGGUAUCCAGUAAAAAGCAGAAUGAUUAUCUGUUGUGGAUGAUGAGAAGAUGAGAACCAUAAGGUUCUUUCCAACUUUUGAACUUCAUUAUCUAUAAUAAGUUUUGUGAGGCUGGGGAUAGCUCUAUUGGUAGAGUGCUUGCCUCUCAUGCACAAGGUUUUGGAUUCAAUCCCCAGUACCACCACCCCCACAAAAAAAAAAAAAAAAAAAAAAAA